CAAGUCAAAUGUAUCAGUCGACCGACAGGGUUUGAAGUGAUCUUUGUUCGUCAGUUAAUACACAGACCACGGAAAAAAUGAAACCGAUGGUGGUGUUGUUCGCUCUCGCCUCUGUGGCUUGUGGGUCGCUGCUGCCGCUGGCGCAGCCGCCGCACCACCCCGCGCUGGUGCUGGACCCGCACGGCCGCCCGCUGGACACCGCUGAGGUCAUCGGCGCCCGCGCCCUGCACCUGCAGGCCAAGGCUCUGGAGCACCACGCGCCCCUCGUGCACGCCGUCGCGCCCCUCGCCCACUCCGUCGUGGCCCCUGCUGUGGUCGCCCACGCCCUGCCCGCCGCCGUCUCGCACCAGUCCCGCGUCGACGUGCACUCCAGCCCCGCCGUCGUCGCCCACGCUCCCUUGGUCACCGCUCACGCCGCGCCUCUGCUCGGAUACUCCGCGCACGGUCUGGCCGCCCAUGGCCUCGCUGGACACGGACACUGGCUGAAAAAGCGUUCCCUCGGGCACUACGCUCUGGCUGCCCCCAUCGUCGCCCACGCGCCCGUUGCCACCUCCCACCAGUCUCGUGUGGAUGUCAUCUCUAGCCCCGCCGUCGUGUCCCACGCCGUCCACGCCGCGCCCGUGCUCGCUCACGCCGUGCACGCCGCCCCGGUCGUCGCUCACGCCAUCGCUCCCUCCGCCGUGUCCCACCAGUCCCGCGUGGACGUCCACAGCAGCCCCGCCGUGAUCUCACACGCCGCCUACGCUCCCGUCGCCCACAGCGUGCUCGCCGCUCCCCUGGCGCACUCUGGACUUCUCCACGCCGCCCCCCUGCAUCACUCUGCACAUCUCGCUCACUCCAGCCCCCUUGUUCACGCGUGGUGAAAAGCGAAACUGGCGAACACCAAAUAAUUUAAAAAAUAUUGAAAAAAUAAAUUAUGUGAAUACUAU
Messenger RNA from Cydia fagiglandana, 929 nucleotides. It is a transcript of the gene CPH8, whose product is annotated as larval/pupal cuticle protein H1C-like. The transcript has a single exon. Lineage: Eukaryota; Metazoa; Arthropoda; Insecta; Lepidoptera; Tortricidae. The record is from RefSeq and is a predicted model, not a curated record. Bases 78 to 863 code for a protein of 261 amino acids.